Messenger RNA from Sodiomyces alkalinus F11, 471 nucleotides. RefSeq lists its product as hypothetical. The transcript has 4 exons. Lineage: Eukaryota; Fungi; Ascomycota; Sordariomycetes; Glomerellales; Plectosphaerellaceae. The record is from RefSeq and is a predicted model, not a curated record. The coding region runs from base 1 to 471 and encodes 156 amino acids.
AUGAACGCAUCUAAUAUUCAGACAGGGAAUAGGGACAUUGCUGAAGACAAUGCCGAAGACGAUACUGAAGACAUGAUUCCCAGAUAUAACGGAACACAAACAUCUCUUUGCAUUAUCACGACCAUCCACCAUCAACACACGGGAACAUGGACCACUCCAGUUACCCACCCUUCUCGGUUGCACGAAGCCGACUUUCAUGGUACGCUACGGAGCUACAGACAAUAUUGGGACAUGCGAAAUUAUAUUCCCACCACCCAAGAUGUUGUUCAUAUCUUGUUUACAUGUCAAGGAUGGACGCGUUGCAACCGGGAAGACGAGGUCGAGGCGCCGCGGCUAGGAGACAUGAGGGAACAGCCAUCGACCCGUCUUAUCGUGCUCGCGGGGACGAAGGAGGAGGAGAAAGAUAAACAUGCACCACUCAAAACGGGGAAGACCGACAACCAAGAGACCACCAUCACGCACUUUCCAUAA